Molecule: messenger RNA, 1965 nt
Organism: Diaporthe amygdali
Lineage: Eukaryota; Fungi; Ascomycota; Sordariomycetes; Diaporthales; Diaporthaceae
Product: transglutaminase-like superfamily protein
Exons: 4
Coding region: 1-1965 (654 amino acids)
Source: RefSeq, a predicted model, not a curated record
AUGGCUGAGACCGAGGAGCCACGUUUCAAUUCCCUGGCCGAGAGAAUCGCGGCACUGAAUCAACAGAGAAACUUUACUACCCCCUCCUCCACAAAGCGGCCCCCUCCUCCUCCACCCAACAGACCACCAUCGAGAACCCCCAGCCAGGUAAAUUCUCCCCCUUUGGAUGGCGCCUCGCAGAACGCAACGCCUGUCGUUCCAGCACGACCAGCGAAAAGAGCGCCUCCUGCUCUUCCUCAGAGGAGCAACACCGAACCUCAAAAUGGGUUAUCACCAAACCACAGCCUCGCCCCCCAAAGACAGCCGUCUGAGCAGAUAUCGCCUGCUUUGCCACCCAGGAGGCCUUCGACCCAGUCGCUGACCACACGCCGCAACUCAAAUGAGUCUGUCAAGUCUCAUGCCUCAAGCAUUUCUGCGCUCUCUCUGAACCAGGCUGCUGGCUAUAGGUCAAAUGAUGGCCGCAAAUUACCACCGCCACUUGAGCAAGCUGAUCUGCCACCGCUCCCGCCUACGAGACGUGAAAGAGAGGCAGCCAUGGCCAAGGAGCACGAGGAAGCCAAAGCGGCAAGCACAGCAAGGAUGGCGAAGCCGCCCCUGCUGCCCAAACGAUCAAUGCCCGCCCUACCCCAGGCGGACAACGCGAGACCGUCUCUACCGCCUCGACUGCCCAGCAGGCCAGCUCGGUCGCCUGGACUCAACGGCGCCGAGCCAUCUCCUCCAGCCCAGCCCUCGCGGCGUCUUCCCCCACCCCCGGACAAGUUCAUCAGGACGAUCCCAGAGGUCAGCGGGAACACGUCGGGAGGGACACCAGCAGCCCCUUCGAAUGAUGUUCCGCCACCGGUCCCCAUCGCGUCUCGGCCUAGUGCGGCCCAGAUUGACGCGGCAGCAGCAAGUAGCGCGGCGCAACAGGCGGCAUCAUGCCUCGUUUGCCGUGAUUUCUCGGUCCCGGAUCAAGUUGCGGGACAGUAUCCGGCGUCAACUCUUGACCGUCGUGAUCCAGUUGGUCACCUUGCCAACGUACUGUGCGGCCCCUUCCCUUCGCCUACAGACAAGGCUCGAGCAAUCUUCAUCUGGUGCCAUCAUAAUAUUGCAUAUGAUGUUCAAGGUUUCUUCGGCGGUUGUAUUCAGAGGGGCACAGCAAGCGACACUAUUUUCUCGGGAAAAGCAGUCUGCGAAGGCUAUGCCCGCGUCUACGAAGCCAUCGCGAAGAGGGCGGGGCUCGAGUGUAUCGUCGUCGGCGGCCAUGGCAAGGGCUUUGGGUUCUCUCCUCUCAAGGAAGGAGAACGGCCGCCUCCACGAAAUGCCACAGGCCAUGCUUGGAACGCGGUCAAGAUCGACAACGGAUACUGGAAACUCCUAGAUGCCUGCUGGGGGGCCGGAAGUGUCGGUGGGCAGAGCUACAAUAAGCACUUCUCGCCGCACCACUUCACAGCAAGCAACGAGAUGUUUGGAAUGAGCCAUUUCCCUGAGAACCCACGGCACUUUUUCCGGGACGACGGAAGGACUCCAUCCUGGGAAGAGUAUUUCUUAGGCGGUGCGACGGGUGAACGUACUCAAUGGUUCUCGAACGCUAUCGAGGAAGGGCUCAACGAGUGGUGCUCCUCCCCAACAGAGAAAAAGAUACCCGUGUACAGUGGCGAGGUAGUGAGGUUCCAGUUUGCAAAAGUGUGCGAGCACUGGACAAGCGAGAGAAAUGGACUGGGAAAGCCUAAACUUCUGAUGAUGCAGAUUCACGGCGUCGACGGGCGGAAGGAUGACACUGUCCCGUGUGAAAGUGAUGGUUUCUGGUGGUGGUGUGACAUACCAGCGAGAGACCUCGGGAGCCCUGGACAGAAGGUUCAGCUGAUUGCUCUGAAGACUCUCGGCGAACACGACGGGAGGGGAGUUACGAAGGCCGACUUCCUGUCGAAGAAGGGCAGGUACGGGAUGAGCUUCGAUAUAUACGCCCAGUGGGAGCUGGUUUGA